Messenger RNA from Thamnophis elegans (Western terrestrial garter snake), 5709 nucleotides. It is a transcript of the gene FNIP2, whose product is annotated as folliculin interacting protein 2. Lineage: Eukaryota; Metazoa; Chordata; Lepidosauria; Squamata; Natricidae. Gene Ontology annotation, molecular function: protein-folding chaperone binding; ATPase inhibitor activity. Bases 214 to 3393 code for a protein of 1059 amino acids. The record is from RefSeq and is a predicted model, not a curated record. Gene Ontology annotation, cellular component: cytoplasm. The transcript has 17 exons.
AAAGAGGGAGGCGCCUGCCCUGUUCCGAGAGAGAAUGAAUUAAGUAAGCUCGGCUUAGCGCAAGUCUGGAUGUCCAGCUUGGAGCUGGCAUGGGGGCUACUACUAACGCUGCAGAGAUAGGAAGUCUUGAUCGUGGCUGGCUGAGGGGUCUGUCGCUGGCGUGCCCUGAUUCCACUCCCAUACUCCGCUCAGCUCAGGAGGAAGCGCAGUAGCAUGGCUCCGACGCUGCUCCAGAAGCUGUUUAACAAAAGGGGCGGUGGCCGGCUCAGUAGUGGCGACUCGACCUCUUCCCCUUUUAGACUGUCCAAGGAAUGCUCAACCUUCAGCUGGUCCUGUUCUGGGUUUGAUCUAAAUGAAAUCCGCUUGAUAGUGUAUCAAGACUGUGAAAGACGGGGCAGGCAAGUCUUGUUUGAUUCUACAGCUGUCCGAAAGACUGAUGAGAAACAGUUUCAGGAUGCUUCUGGAAAAACAGGUGGUGGGGGCUGCCAAAGAAACAGUGGUAUUAGCACAGCUUACCCUCAUAGUCCUUCUGUGAACAGCAGAGAACCUGGCAAGGAAGAUAUUCCUAAAUAUCAGUAUGCCAGGCCUGCUUCUGAUGUCAACAUGCUGGGUGAGAUGAUGUUUGGUUCAGUAGCAAUGAGUUACAAAGGCUCAACACUGAAAAUUCACUACAUACGUUCUCCUCCACAACUUAUGAUGAGUAAAGUGUUUUCUGCUAGAGUAGGCAGCUUCUUCGGAAGUACAAAUAGCUUGCAAGGUAGUUUUGAAUACAUCAAUCAAGAUCAGUCAAGGCUGAAUUUGCAUCCAAAUGGCUUGGGCCAGUAUCAGAAUGGAAGUAUUUUAGCACACAGCACUCCUGUUGACAUGCCCAGUAGAGGUCAAAAUGAAGACAGAGACAGUGGCAUAGCUCGAUCAGCAUCCCUGAGUAGUCUUUUGAUGACUCCGUUACCAUCUCCCAGCUCCUCUUCUAGUUACCAGCGCCGCUGGCUUCGAAGUCAAACCACAAGCUUGGAAAAUGGCAUCACACCUAGAAAGUCAAUUGAAGAAACAUUCAGCAUGGCAGAUGAAAGUUGUGGUCUCAAUCCUGCACUGAUUCGAAGGAAGAAAAUUGCCAUUAGCAUCAUUUUCACCCUUCCUGAGAAAGAAGAGGCCCAGAGAAAUUUCCAGGAUUUCUUCUUCUCUCAUUUCCCCUUAUUUGAAUCACACAUGGGCAAGCUGAAAAGUGCAAUUGAAAUGGCUAUGAUCACAUGUAGAAAAAUAGCAGAAACAAACCAAAGAGUGCAAGUUUACAUUAGCCGUAUUAUGGAUGCACUGGAUGAAUUUAGAACUACAAUAUGGAAUUUAUACACAGUUCCAAGGAUUGCAGAUCCUGUGUGGCUUACUAUGAUUUCUUGUGCUUCAGAAAAGAAUCUGUUAUGCCAACACUUUCUCAAGGAAUUUGCUGUUUUGAUAGAACAGAGCAGCAAAAACCAGUUUUUUGCUGCUCUAUUAACAGCAGUGUUAACCUAUCACUUGGCCUGGGUCCCUACUGUGAUGCCAGUUGAUCAUCUCUCCAUCAGGGUAUUCUCUGAGAAACAUGCCUCAUCAUCUGUGAACAUGCUGGCAAAAUCACAUCCCUACAAUCCACUUUGGGCACAGCUUGGUGAUUUAUAUGGUGCUGUAGGUUCACCAGUCAGAAUGACAAGGACAGUAAUUGUUGGAAAACGUAAGGAUUUUGUUCAGCGCAUUCUCUAUGUCCUUACAUAUUUCCUACGGUGCUCUGAGUUGCAAGAGAAUCAUCUCAUCUGGAAUGGGCAGCUUAACAAAGGAGAGCAAGCUGUGAAUGGCAGGAAAAUUAUAACGACUCUGGAAAAAGGAGAAGUUGAAGAAUCUGAUUAUGUGGUUGUCACAGUUCAAAACGAACCUGCUCUUGUACCUCCUGUCCUGCCUCAAAAGAAUGGUGGUGAUGCUGUUGCUGAAGAACAUGAAUGCUGCUUUGAAACUGGCUGCUUCAAGGGAAAGCAUGAGAGGCUGAAUGCCGAGGGCAGUUCUGAAGCAUCGCCACGCUUUGCCAGAGUUAGCUCUCCAAAAGGAACUGUAGGAGAAAUUAAGAAAGGGAAAACUUUAGUUAAUUCAGAAACCGCAUGUGGAAGGCAUGGUCUAUUAGAGGAUUUAACUGCAAGAAUGAAUGAGGACAAGCAGCAUAGUAUAACAGGGGAGUUGUUUCAAAACCUGACAGCUGUUCCACAUUCCAAGAAGAUUGCCCAGGUCUAUUCUCAACUGGAAAAAGUUACCUUUCAGAUUGGAAGCUCCACCUCACCAGAAUCUGAUUCCGAAACCCAAAGAAUGGAAGAAAACAAAACUUUAGAGAAACGCAGAAGUAAAACUAAAGCUCUUUCAGGCCCAUUACAUAUAACAUCCAGGGCUCCACAAGAGAAAUGUCUUAAAACCUGCACUAGCCAGAAAGUUAGGGAAACAGAAAUGCCAAGGGCACCUUGGUUGCUAUCAGUUCCACAGUCUGUCAUUCUUGAUGGAGAAGUCAGCAGGGUAAACUUUGGAAAACUUGAUCAAGUUUAUAAUACAAGCUGUGAAAACUUUGCAAGAAAUUCUCUUGACUGCGAUUCAGGAAGUUCUACUGAUGUACAGAGGUCUGGCCAAGCAGUUACUAAGAACAUCCCCUGUGGGGAGGUUGAAAGCAAACUCCGUUGUAGAAUGGAGGAGAAAAUUCCUAGAAACGAAAGUUCUGAUAGCGCUCUUGGGGACAGUGAUGAGGAAGGUUGCACGUACAUUCCAGAUGAACAGUCAGUCACUGUUAACUGUAGACCUGAAGAAUUUUUAGAAGUGGAACUGGCUUUGCCAAGAUUUUGCACAGUUAGCUCUCAAAGCAUGAUACAUUUCGGAAGGUCGCUUCUUGGGGGUUAUUGUACCUCUUAUAUGCCUGAUCUUGUGCUGCAUGGAAUAAGUUCUGAUGAACAACUUAAGCAACAUUUAUCCGCUGAGUUGAGUCAUACCAUAAAUCAUCCUGUACUAGAUGAAUCUAUCGCAGAGGCUGUUUACAUUAUAGCAGAUACUGAUAAAUGGACAGUUCAGGUGGCUACUAGCCAGAAAAAGAUGACUGACAAUAUAAAACUAGGCAAAGAUGUCCUCGUCUCCAGCCUAGUAUCGUCUUUAUUACAGUAUAUUUUACAACUUUACAAGCUCAAUCUUUCUGCUGACUUUUGUAUAAUGCACCUUGAGGAUCGCCUACAGGAAAUGUACCAUAAAAGCACAAUGCUAUCUAAAUAUUUGCGAGGACAAACAAGAGUUCAUGUGAAAGAGCUUGGAGUGGUUUUGGGGAUUGAAUCCAAUGACUUGCCACUGCUAACUGCUAUAGCAAGUACUCAUUCACCAUAUGUAGCUCAAAUACUCCUUUAAGCUACAGAUAAACUCUGUUCUCUCAAAGAUUUGAGAGUGAAUAUUAGACACAAAAGAAGAGAGUUUGUGACAGCAAUUCAUUACGUCUCAUUUGGUUUCCUGCCUUUUAUGUGGAUAUUUAUCAGUGGAUUUUUAGUUUACAUGAUAUAAAAGAUAUUCAGGGUUUUUAUAUUGUUUAUGUAUCCUUGUAUUUUAAUGAAUGAAUGAAAGGAUUAAAAAUUAAUGAUGGAGAUGUUGUUUAUGUGUAGGAGCUAACUAAACAGACUAUCAAAAAUACAGUUUUCUUCUUUUGCAUUUGUCAUAUUUUUCUGAGUUUCUUCAAUCAGGGGUUUUAAGCAAAUAGUUUGAAUGUAUACUUCCCUUUGUCUAUAUAAACAAGAUGAUAAACCAAUAUACCUGCGUGCACAGAACUGCCUCUCUUCAGAAGAAGCAUUCAGAAUUCAGCUACUAGGUAACAUUGAUUAGCUGGCUAGUUCUUCAAAUGGGCAAAGAAAGUCACAAGUUUUAUUCGAAAAAGAAGAAGAGUAGGAGGAGGAAGAAGAAGAAAAAAUAAUUUUGUGUUAUCAGUAGAUAAAAGUGUGUGUGUGGGGGGGGAACUGCCACACAUCUGCUUCAAAUUUGGCUUAUUGCAAAUGCUACCUCUUGAAGGCCUCGUCUUGAAUUCUAAUUUCUGGGUCGUGAAAAAGUAGAUGAAAUGUGGAAAUGUAUCCUGUGCUACUAGCAAAAAUGAAAGUUUAGAAACAAUAUAGUUAUAAACCUGCUUAAACUCUGGAUAGUUUAUUUUGAAUGGUAAUUAUAUAAUUGCCCUGAUAAUUCUAGCUAAACUGUAUAAACAGGAUUCACCUUUAAAGUAAAUGAUUGAAAAGUUCAGAAGAUGUUAGGUGGGAAGAGAGGUAAAUAUAAUAACAAUCACUCGGCAAUUAAUUAAGAUAACUACAGAUAAAUGAGCAAUCCUUUUUAUACGUUUUAUACUAGUUUUUCAGUGCCUUCCACUGUCCUGAAUCUAGAAGAACUUAUGAGACCAGGCAUAUGAUAUCCAUCAUUGUUUUGAAAUAUAGGGUUUUACUUGGCUUGAGGAUAAGAACUCUGUAGCCUUUCCAUUGUUGUAUCCCCCUAGCUACCCUAUCAACAUUGCCCUAGUGAAGGAUGCUGAAAUGUAUAAUUCAGCUAUAUGAGAACCAUUAUGUUCCUAUCCCUGUUUUAAGGCAUAGGGUUCAGUACAGAAGCUGUACAGUUUAUUGAGUACUUUGAAUUAUCAUGGCAAGUUAGCAGGGAAUCUUUUAAUAAGGCUCUCAAAUGGUUCAGGGAUGAUAUUAUUUUAUUCUUCUAAUAACAUUUCUGUAUUGGACUGACCAAUACUACAUGAAGGUAUAAAGACAACAUAAGUAGUGCUGGUAACUUUUGAUGCAUGUAUGUAUCCAUGUAAUGACUUAAUAUUAUGCAAUUUCCUUGUUUUUCCUUUUUAUUUAUUGUUCAGCUCAUCAAAGCUUUCAUUACAACAUUUAAUCCUUUGAUAUUUUGACAUUCCUAAUUUAUAGCAUCUAGGCAUAUAGCAUUAUUCCCUACAUGUUAUUAUACCUGCUGCAAAUCACCCUUUAAAAAUGGGGAAGAAACAUUAUUUCUUUCUAAAUUGAGGCUCCAUUAUGAAAAGUAAAAUACUGGGGCUAGUUUUUAAAUUUCGUUACAUACCUUUUCAGGAUAUACAUUCUAUUUGCAUUAACGGUACGUUAACCCAGAUAUAAGAUAAUAAUUAUCUAAUAAUACAUUAGUAGAUAAACACUUUUAAAAAGUAUUGGUAGUUUCCAUCAUAUUUAAUUGAAAAAUAACCUAGAUUAGAAUUGUGUUUUUAGGGAAAAUAAACUUUCCACCUUAAAUAAUACUACCUCAGUUAAAUUGCUACUAAGGUGACUCUCAAAUUUCUGCUUUUGUUGAAGAAUUGUGCUCAAGCAUUUGCAGGACAGAAGCUACAGUAUGGAUGAUUUUUAUUAUUCAUGGAUGAUUUUUAUUAUUCAUGGAUGAUUUUUAUUGACUUAAGCUUUAGGUUUUUAAAUAGGUUUAAACUGAUAAAUGUGCAGGAGGAAAACUGAAACUGACAUAAUAGAAUUAGUAUCCUCAAUUUGAAAGAUUCUCAAGUUUUUAAAUGGUAUAACAGUAUUUUAUAUGUAAAACAAAAAUAAGCAAACUUGGUAGAGUAAGGGUAGGAUUCUGAAAAUGGGCCAUAUAUUUUCAGAUAUCUGUAGGUUAUAUUUUCCAAUGUAAAGCAUGGGUAGUUUUUUAAAAAUGGAAGCAGAAAAAAAUACUGUUAGCUUAUUUUAA